AGAAGAGCAGCCUCUCAGAUCGAUAAAGCCUAGCUGCACACCACAAGCAUCGUAAACACAGCACAGUUCUUUAUCCAUGCUGAGCUCCCCAUCUCAUCAGCAUCUCUAGAGCAACAUCUGGAUCGAUUCACUGUUUCUCUGCGCGCGGUGACAGCCUGAAAGGAUGGCUUUGUGUUGGUUCCUGUUGAGUUUCCUCUUCCAUUCCCUGUAUGCCCACAAUGACUUCUUCACUUCUAUAGGUCAGAUGACAGACCUACUGUACACAGAGAAGGACCUGGUGACAUCACUUAAAGAAUACAUCAGACAAGAGGAAAAUAGACUAGAGCAGGUCAAAGACUGGGCAGACAAACUGGACUCACUGACAAUCACAGCCACGCAGGACCCUGAGGGAUACCUGGGACACCCGGUCAAUGCCUUUAAGCUGAUGAAACGACUCAACAGUGAGUGGGCUGAUCUGGAGAGCCUGGUGCUGAAAGACACUGCCAAUGGGUUUAUUUCUAAUCUGACCGUCCAGAGACAGUUUUUCCCAACAGAUGAGGACCAGACAGGAGCAGCCAAAGCUUUGCUUAGAUUACAGGACACAUACCAGCUGUCUGCCAACACCAUCUCUAAUGGAGACCUGCCUGGUGUUGUGCACAAGAGCCGGAUGACAGUGGCAGACUGCUUUGAGCUGGGCAAGAUUGCUUACUCUGAGGCAGAUUAUUAUCACACAGAGCUCUGGAUGGCUCAGGCCCUCACACAGCUGGAUGAAGGGGAGGAAUCCACCAUAGACAAGGUCACAGUCAUGGACUACCUCAGUUAUGCCAUCUACCAGCAGGGCGAACUAGAGCGAGCCCUCGAGCUCACCAAGAGGAUGCUGAAACUAGACCCGAAUCACCAGAGGGCCAAUGGGAACCUAAAGUACUUUGAGUUCCAGCUGGAGAAGCAGAGAAAGCCAGAGUCCGAGAAGGAACAGGAAGAUAUAAAAAAAGAGAAGAAAGUGCUGGACAAACGUGACGCUCAGAGGAAACGGUCCAAAGACCCUCUGCCAGAGAGGAAGAAAUAUGAAAUGCUGUGCCGAGGAGAGGGAAUCAAACUGACACCCCGCAGACAGAGUCGACUGUUUUGCCGCUACUUUGACAACAACCGCAAUCCGCAGUUGCUUUUGUCUCCAGUGAAGCAAGAAGAUGAAUGGGACCGCCCACAUAUCGUUCGCUAUCAUGACAUCAUCUCUGACAGUGAGAUCAAGACAGUGAAGGAGUUGGCAAAACCCAGACUAAAGCGAGCAACUGUGCACGAUCCCAUUACGGGAAAACUGACCACUGCCCAAUACAGAGUCUCCAAGAGCGCUUGGCUGUCUGCAUAUGAGCAUUCUACGAUUGAAAAGAUUAACCAGCGUAUCGAGGAUAUAACUGGCCUGGAGAUGGACACGGCAGAAGAACUGCAGGUUGCAAAUUAUGGAGUUGGCGGUCAGUACGAACCUCAUUUUGACUUUGGAAGAAAAGAUGAACCAGAUGCCUUUAAAGAACUCGGAACAGGAAACCGAAUCGCCACUUGGCUCUUUUAUAUGAGUGACGUGUCAGCAGGCGGCGCUACAGUCUUCACAGAUGUCGGAGCAGCAGUAUGGCCUAAAAAAGGUACAGCAGUGUUCUGGUAUAACCUUUUUGCCAGUGGAGAAGGAGACUACAGCACAAGACAUGCUGCCUGUCCAGUAUUAGUAGGCAGCAAAUGGGUAUCAAACAAAUGGAUACAUGAACGAGGUCAAGAAUUCAGACGGCCCUGUGAAAUCUCAGAGGAUGAAUGAUAAAUUCCUUUCUUCCUUUACUCCCUGUUUAGUGUCAUGGUGUCAAUUUUGGUCAGUAUGGGAUGAGUGUCUGUUCAAGGAGCGAAUGACUGUGCAUCAGCCUAUGCAGUUUUUCUAUUGCCGUGCUCUACUAUCCCAAUAUUAAACUCAGAAAUGUUGUGAGGUUUUUAGGCAGCAACAUACCGUGACCAUUUUAGUUUAUUUAUUAAGAAUUGAUUUUUAACUUCUGUCUUGUCUUAACAGACUUCAGUUUUUUUUACGUCUUUCAUUUAAACCACUGAACACCCAUUAACCUUCGUGUAACUGUUACAGGAACACAGCAAACUGCAAGACCAACCUUUUAAGACCAAAAGAUCUGUUACAAAAAUAUGUUUUACAAAUCCCUGAAACAACUACAAAAGUACCAAAGAGUAUUUUCUUUAUUCCUGAGGCCAGUGCGAACAACUUUAAUUUGUAUUUGUUGUCUUUUUUCAUCUUUUUUUUGUUGUUGUUGUACUCGUGCGUAUGGAUGUGUGAUAGUUUUCUACAGAAAUAAAUUCUAUGCUCUCA
Molecule: messenger RNA, 2332 nt
Organism: Carassius auratus (goldfish)
Lineage: Eukaryota; Metazoa; Chordata; Actinopteri; Cypriniformes; Cyprinidae
Product: prolyl 4-hydroxylase subunit alpha-1-like
Exons: 15
Coding region: 164-1783 (539 amino acids)
Biological process (GO): peptidyl-proline hydroxylation to 4-hydroxy-L-proline
Cellular component (GO): endoplasmic reticulum
Molecular function (GO): procollagen-proline 4-dioxygenase activity; protein binding; L-ascorbic acid binding
Source: RefSeq, a predicted model, not a curated record